AUGCGGUGGACGUCAGCGAUAGCGCGCCCUUUGCGGCAGUCAGCUACAAGUGUUGUUCGACAAUCGCCUAGGAGGGCUUUUUCCAGUUCGCCCAGUGCGCAGGCAGUAUGGGGCUUCAUUGGACUCGGCCGGAUGGGUUAUCCUAUGGCGAAGAACUUGCGCGCAAAGCUGCCCGUCGACGAUCAACUCAUCGUGUUCGAUGUCAACAAGAAUGCAUCCUCCCAGCUUAUGGAAGAGGGAGGUGAGGGUGUCCGCGUUGCGGAUAGCGUGCGAGAAGUUGCCGAGAAAGCAGAAACCGUCAUCACAGCGCUGCCAGAACCUUCACAUGUGCGAGGGGUGUACAAGUCCAUGCUGGAACCGGCAACGCUGCUAAAGGACGGCGUCGCUAAAGAGCGUCUGUUCAUCGAUGUUUCCACCAUCGAUCCGAUGACUUCGCAAUCGGUAGCAGAAAUCGCCCAGUCAACCGGCCAGGGCAAGUUCAUCGAUGCUCCUAUGUCCGGGGGUGUUGUCGGCGCACAGGCCGGCACGUUAACAUUCAUGAUCGGCGCACCGCCAGAGCUUGUCGAUCGAGCGAAGGAGAUCCUCUCGAUGAUGGGGCGGCGAAUACUGCAUCUCGGCGACCAAGGCGCCGGCCUGAAGGGCAAGCUGGCCAACAAUUACCUGUUGGCUCUAAACAACAUCGCGACCGCCGAAGCCAUGAAUAUGGGUAUUCAGUGGGGAUUAGAUCCCAAGGCGCUCGCUGGCAUGAUCAACACGAGUACAGGCCGGUGUUGGCCGAGCGAGGUGAACAACCCAGUGCCUGGCGUCAUCGAGGGCGCGCCGGCUAGCAGAGGGUAUGAGGGCGGGUUUGGAGUGAGCCUGAUGAAGAAGGAUCUCGGUCUGGCUCUGGCGGCGUGCAAAGACGCAGGCGUGAAGCUUGGUCUGGGCGACCACGCCAUGAACCUGUAUAAUGAGGUGGAGGCGGAUCCGAACUGCAAGGGCAAGGACUUCUCUGUUGUAUAUAGAUAUCUUGGCGGGAAAGAAUAG
Messenger RNA from Coniosporium apollinis CBS 100218, 1026 nucleotides. RefSeq lists its product as uncharacterized. The record is from RefSeq and is a predicted model, not a curated record. Gene Ontology annotation, biological process: L-valine catabolic process. Gene Ontology annotation, molecular function: NADP binding; 3-hydroxyisobutyrate dehydrogenase activity; NAD binding. Gene Ontology annotation, cellular component: mitochondrion. The coding region runs from base 1 to 1026 and encodes 341 amino acids. Lineage: Eukaryota; Fungi; Ascomycota; Dothideomycetes. The transcript has 3 exons.